AGGACGCAAGGGAUCUUAUCCUUUUUAAUGGCCACUUCCAACGAUGAACGAUCCUUCCCUCUGAUCCUCUCAAAACCCCAGUUUUCAUGGCCAGAUUUCUCUCUUUGACCUCACAAUCACAUCCCCCUAAACCUUCUUUAAACCCUUUUAAUGGUAUAACAAACACUAUCUCUGAACAUUCCUCUUCCAGAAGAGCAUUUGCUUCAAUUUGCACUGUAUCAUCCUUAAUAGCGCUUGUUCAACCUCAAAUUCUCGUAGCUCAAACUACUUCAUCUUCUGCUACUAACACGAUUCUUUCAGGCCUUACCAGCACUAAAUCAUGGUUUCGAUUCUUCGGUAGUGGAUUCGCCAUCAGGAUCCCGCCUGAUUUUGAGGAUAUUAUGGAGCCAGAGGACUAUAAUGCUGGUUUAUCUCUAUAUGGAGAUAAAGCUAAACCAAAGACAUUUGCAGCACGGUUUGCUACACCUGAUGGAUCCGAAGUUUUAAGUGUUGUCAUCCGCCCUUCUAAUCAACUAAAGAUCACAUUUUUAGAGGCCAAAGAUGUUUCUGAUUUUGGGACCUUGAAGGAAGCAAAAAAGAUUUUUGUUCCAGGUGGGACAAGUUUAUAUUCAGCACGUGCCAUAAAAAUAAAGGAAGAUGAAGGUUACAGGUCGUAUUAUUUCUAUGAAUUUGGGAACGAUGAUCAGCGUGUUGCAUUAGUAGCUGCAGUCAAUAGUGGAAAAACAAUUAUUGCUGCAGCAACUGCACCACAGUCAAAAUGGGUGGAUGAGGGCGUGAAGCUUCGUUCGGCUGCAGUUUCAUUAACGGUUUUAUGACAAAAUGAAGAUUUUGUUGAGGAUGUUUAUGAGAGUGUUGUAGAUUUUUCAAUCAAGAAUCUCAAAAGAUGUAUAGAGAUUAGUUUUUGAAAGGAUAGGAAGAAAACAAUCGUUAAUGCCUCAUUUUGGUUUAUAUUUUCUUGUAAUUUUAAAAGAAUUCAUUACUUUUGGCUUGAUAACCAAAUGAAGUUAUGUAAUUAUGUUUUUGGGGUGA
Lactuca sativa (garden lettuce) is the source of this 1029-nucleotide messenger RNA. RefSeq names its product tagatose-6-phosphate ketose/aldose isomerase, putative (Mog1/PsbP/DUF1795-like photosystem II reaction center PsbP family protein). Gene Ontology annotation, cellular component: chloroplast. Lineage: Eukaryota; Viridiplantae; Streptophyta; Magnoliopsida; Asterales; Asteraceae. The record is from RefSeq and is a predicted model, not a curated record.